AAGACAAAUUACGGAAUUACAUCUGCAUUUAGACUCUGCAGUACGUCAGAAAUUGCCGUUCGGGGGAAAAAUACUUCAAUAAGUUGCGUAUGAUUACAUGAAGGGUAAUGGUCAACCCAGCAUAAUGGACAGUAAUGUUGUAAUGGACAGUCUACUGGCCACGGGAGAAGAUCUCUCUCUUGACCGGCCAAAUAUUGACCAACUGAGGCAGGACAGGAUGGACAGAAAUAGGGCUGUCAUGGAGGCACUUGAUCCACAGGCUGCAAAAACUACCAUACCACAGGUGGACAAACUAAGUGCAGCCGAGCAUGCCGCGGUCUGUAUUCAGUCCCACUACAGAGGACAUCUGGGCAGGAAGAAAUACACAGAACUACUGUAUCAGCAGUUUGAAAAGGAAGAAGCACUGAGGUAUGAAAAGAUGCAGAAGCAGUUAGAAGAAGGGGAGUUGUUGGUUGCAAAUCACAAGUUAGAGGUUGAACUGGAUGAUGAUAACACCAAGAGAAGGAACAAGUCAAGACACUUUGAGGCCAGUGCAAUUACGAUACAGCGAGCUUGGCGCCACCAUCACCAGGGUCACCUUGCAGAUACCGCCUCCUCCGAGCCAGAUGAAGCCAGUGAGACAGAGAGCGCAGGUGACCAACACCCCAUCACAUCAAGCACAGAGGACUCUCUGCUAGAACCAGAAGGUCAUCAAGGUCAAAUCUUAGGUCAAGGUCAAAUGUCAGGUCAAGGUCACAUGAAAGGUCAUAGGCCAAGUGAUCAUGUUUCCAAAAUCAAGAACUCUGCAGUGAGUAAGUUGGUCGGUGGAUCAGAGUGUGACUCUGUCGUGUCAGACUACUCAGAAAUGGCCGACCCUGUGCGUGAUCUCUUUGUGGAGAAUGAGGUGAAGAUUGUGAAAAGGGAAGAGCUCGCGGGAGGAAAGAAUUUGUGCACUGGCAGCUCUCUUGAGGAGAAGCCAGAGCGCAGUCCCGAGGAAACGCAGGAAGAGUUCGAGAAGCGUGUGCGUAAAGAGAAUUAUCUCAGUUUGGCCCAGGAAUUUGCUGCCCUGAAGAAGAUCAAUUCAGACGCAUUACCAUUUGACCUUCAUAAGGAGGUCAACAAAAGGGAGUAUAGUCCUAUGAGUGAGGGCAGCUCAGUAGCCUCUGCACCUGUCACUCCUAGUGACCCAGAUAUUGAGUUGCUGGGGGCAACCACCAAUCUGAAUAAACUAGAACAAAAUAUAGCCAAUCAGAACAAAGCUAACAACAACUCAUCAUAUCAGACCAAUGCUAAUGACAAAACAGCCAAUCAGAACACUAAAGAUAAAAUGUCAGCCAAUCAGGAUGUCGCUUCCUUUGUGAUGAUGCCAGAUGUCAUCCCUCAGCCAAAAGUAGCCUGGGGUGAAGGUCCUGCCAAUCAGGAAACCUCAGCACACUCUGGACUGUCACAACCGUCUCACCUAACACAAUCAAAUGUUAGCGCAGACACCUCCCAUGAGAGAUCUCACAAAUUAAUGGAGAAUGGACAUUCUGUGUCUAAGGACAAAGGUGCCAUGGUGAGCAGUGCCAGUGAGGAGUUGGGCGACUUUGACGUGAUUGAGAGCACGCUGCCAGAGUUGGAUUGGAACACCAUAGAGCAGAAGCUGCAGAGAGCAGCAGAGGAGGAGAAACAGAGACUGAAGGCGCGGCGUAAUGACCGCGAGGAGAUACGUCGCAAGCUGGCCAUGGGGACGGAUGAGGAGUAUUAUGGAGGAGAACGCACGUUCAGGAAACCUAAUCUUCAAACACGACUUCAAAGUGGGAUGAACUUACAGAUUUGUUUUGUGAAUAACUCUCUGCCAGAGUCGGGUAAUGUCCCUCCCGUCACAGCUGAGGGAAACCCCCAAGGAGAGGAGAAAAAUCAGGAGGCAGAAGCAGACACUGGAUUCUCCGAGUCCUCAGCGAUUGCCGAGACUACAGCCGAGACCCCUCUCCUGCAAGACAAGCCAGAACCAGAGCUCAAUAAAAAUAACGUCAGCAAGGCGGUAGAUGAUGAGGAUUUUUUUGCUAAACAGGUGCAGUUACAGGCUGAGGCCAGGCUGGCGCUAGCACAGGCCAAGCCAAUGGCGCAGAUGCAGCUAGAGAUUGAAAAACAACAAAAGAAAAAACAGUCUGUUGCAGAAAAAGUAAUUGGUCUGCCAGAUGGAAGGAAAAAACUGACUCUUCCAGUGCUGCAAGAAAUGAAUGUGGCCCAGUUACAGGUGCUGGUGAAUGAUAUGCACUCCCAGAUUGAAAGUUUAAAUGAAGAUCUGGUGAAGGCUUUAAUGAACAGGGAUGACUUUCAUAUGGAACAGGACUCUAUGUUGGUGGACAUUGAAGAUCUGACACGUGGGAGGAUAUGGCCGCAAGCCAUGAGUGAAAAUGUCAUACGUGCUCAAGAAUGCGCCCAGCGCGUGAGCUCACGAAAUCAGCGUCGAAAAGAAAAGGGCAGCAGCUGAUACAUUAAAACCUGUCUCACAAGGAGUUGGCUAAAAACUGGACUUAAUUCCAUGAUGUCACAAAAUAAUGUCACAUCCCUUCACUGGCAUAUGCAUGGCAGUAGUCACAACCACUUGGGAAGCACUUCACUGAUCACUGUAUAGUGUAGAGAAUUUUUCCCCUCUUGGUUGAGCAGUUUUCCAGUUUUAGUCAAGCUUGAAUAUAUACAUGUGCCAUGAAGAUGCAACCAAGAAUCAGUAAGGAAAAAGACAGGGCAGGUGUUACUAUAAGGAUUACGCUUAUCACAGAAACAUUUGGUCAUACAUAAAUGGAGUCUCAGAUAGAGGCGAGAUACAGUCAUUCUCUUUGUAAAUGGUUUGCACCAGUCACUAUGCUGUUCUCCUCCCCAUGGCUGUGUUAUAUACAUAUUUCAUUUUCAGAAGAGGUGGCUUUUUGAAGUAGAGAUUGCAGUAGUUGUGCCGGUACAGCUGUGAAUAUGUGAUUUAACUCUGGAUUGUGCUUGUUGAGACGGACGAACUUCAGGAAGAUGGAUGAACUCCAGGCGACCAUUGGUGCUGAAUUGUGAAAGAUGUCACAUACCUUGGUAUUUGAUAUCUAAUUUGAAUAAUCAGGAACAUGAUGGAAAUUGCCCCUUUAAAGAGAUUUAUUUACUGUUCAUGCAUACCAGAAAUGUUCAAGUAGAAACUUCAAGGUGAUUUGUUUUUUUAUUAAAAUGUUGCAUUUGACAACCUUCCGUAGAUUGUGUCAUGAUGAGCGUUGCUGCUGAAUAUGUGAAAGAUGUCACUUACUAUGGUGUUAUAUGAUCAGGAAGAAGGAAAUUGCCCAUAAAUUCAACCAUAUGGGCCGUAGUGAUAGCCCAUCAUUCAAAUUACUGGUUGUAAUGUAACCAAGGAGCUCCAUAGGACCAGAAGGAGAUGUGCUUGGGAUGAUUUCCCAGAAAAAAAAUGGUCUGAAACUUCAGAUGUAAGAUUUAGUCUACUUAAAAUCAUUUAAUUAAACUACUACUGUUAAAUCUUGGUCUUUGAAUUAAAGGCAACAUAAGAUAUUUACUUCUUCUGUGAAAGGACUCCUGUAAUUGCCAUAUUUGCUCUCAGUGGAAAAAAGGACGGCAUCACUGGAUGUAUUGAGAAGGCAGAAACACGCAUUUUGUAUGUAGACAGGUUCUCCACAAGUAAAUGACAAUAAGGUUGUAGGAGAAACCGUUACCCCUCUGAAAGAGCCAAUCGAAAUUCACUCGAAACUAGAUUGAGGCACAGUGAUGGCUAAGGUGGUGGAUUUGUCACCAUAUUAUUGUACUAUAAAUGGCGCUUCUACACACUUCCAAGAUAAAGCUGUUUAGUGCAGUUAGAAAACGGGCUUUACAGAAGUUGACUUCCAGAUGUGUAACAAAAGACUUGACAUCUUAUUUAAGUACCUAUAAGUGACUUGAUGUUUUUGCUUUCUGAGGAUUCUGGAGUUAAGAUUUGAUGAAACAGGUGCUCAAGUAUUUGUUUAAGUAAUUAUGAUCAUUUAUGGGAAAGUUUGUUAUGUUCUUGCUGCUUUGUUUCCAAAGUACGCUGUAAUUUGGUUUAAUUAUUUUAAAUCUAUUUUUAAAAAACAUACAUGUUACCUUUUUUGCCUCAAAUAGUUUAGAGGAAAUCUUGGUCUGAAGUCACUAAGCAAUCCUCAAGUAUUGGCUUCUUUGUCCAAAAUUCAUGUCAAAUACACACAUGAAGUUGGAAAAUUUCAAUGUAAAAAAUAAUAUUAUUAUUUUAUUAGAAAAACUUAGUGAAACCAGCCACUAAAAUACUAGCAAGGCAGUGCUUACUACAGGACGCUUCCUCAAGGUAGCUGUAAGUGUAGAACUGAGUUUACAUAAAUGAAUUAAUUUAUGAAUAAUGUAGCUGUUAAAAUUCAUUAUAUUUGUUUAUUCUGGUUACCGUUAUGGUAGCAGCGUACUCAUUCACACACUUUGCUCUGUAGGUAGUGUCGUCACUUGAUAUACAGGACUUCGAUAAAUAUGUUGAACUUUAAUUGACUAUAUUGAACUGAAGAUAUGGUCAUGAAUCGAAACCAAUGUGAUACAGAUAAGACACAGUGCAAUAUAGGCAUUGUGCUUUACCUUUUUUAUAUGCCUCAAUUGAAGUAUUCAUACUCGGUGUGAAAUAUGUGUAUGUAUUGUUUAUUAAUUUCAAUGCCUUUAAUUGAGUGCAUUGGCUGUUUAAAGGAUUGCUUCGUUCAUAUCGAUGCCUCAACAGCUUCAGGAUUACAAUGCAUUAAUUUUUAACACGCGGAACUGUUGACGUAUUUCCUCAUGGCGUGAACUAGCUGCUUCAUUUCUUAAUGUCCAUGCAUACCUUUACUUUAACGACUUUUAUUUAGAAUGUAGUUACCACGAAACAUUUAGGUGGGUACUAGUUCGAAGGUGAACGCGUCAAUGACAAAAUUUAGGCGGUUCUAUUAACUGUAUCACAUAUCCCUCUUUAAAACAACAACAAAAAAAGAAAUGGAGAAGCUGGUUCACAUCGGACUUGGCAAUGUUCAUCAUGAUGUUAAGUGAACUCAUUUAAUUAUAACCAUAUUGUAUAAAUUCUAGUCUGCUCGAUUUCAUUGCCUUUCCAAUAAAGGUCACUAGCAGUGUAUUAUGCUAAACAUGAUUAUGUGUUGAAUUUUUAUUUAAAAAAAAGACACGUCCAGGAACCGGGGGUUUGAAUGAUCUCAGACUGGGCUUAUGAAGUUGAUGAAAAUUAAAGUACUUUAUUUGUAUAUGAUUUUGCAUACAAAUUCGUGUAAUACAUAUGCAUAUACAUGACAUCGUAAACGAUAUCAAACAUUUUUCCCCGACAAAUAUCGAUCCGCUAGAUUAAGCCACCAGGCAAACAGAUACAAUUACGCAUGAGUGUGCAGUGGCGAAUCCAACUGCCAAACAACACUCCUUCUAUGUUCAUUUAGAAUUAAAGACAACCACACCUCAUUCAAAAUACAUCUUUCAUAAUAUGAAAAACUAAAAAAAAAUGAUAUUUUGAUGUGUAGCAAACUGGCCAUGUCGGGCGAGACUGAGGAGGAGGGGGUAACUUGACUCCCUUGUCCAAAAGCCAAGCCAUUUAAUUGUUGUCAAUAUCUCAAACUUGUGC
Messenger RNA from Lingula anatina, 5569 nucleotides. RefSeq lists its product as uncharacterized. The record is from RefSeq and is a predicted model, not a curated record. Gene Ontology annotation, biological process: positive regulation of hippo signaling. Gene Ontology annotation, molecular function: protein binding. Lineage: Eukaryota; Metazoa; Brachiopoda; Lingulata; Lingulida; Lingulidae. Gene Ontology annotation, cellular component: plasma membrane; cell junction.